UGAAUGUCGGUGGUGAACAAAAGAUGGGCAGACGAGAUUGAAAGGCAAAAUGAAUGGACAAAACUGCCUCCAACCCACAAGAUUGGCUGGUUAUGCAAAUCUUUGAUCGUAUCCUCAAAUGUAGGGUAUGGCAAAGUAUGUAUGUAGCUACUGCCAGGGUGAUAUUUCUGGCGUACGAGUUCAGUGUGCAGAGUGCUCCGACUUUGACCUUUGUUUACAGUGUUUCUCGUGCAGUGUCGAAAUUGGACCACACAAGAAGGAUCACAGUUAUAAAAUACUGAGUGACGAAGAACUGCAUAUAUUUGCAGUCGAAGAACCUUGGUCUGUUCAAGAAGAAAAUAUGUUACUGGAUGCAGUAGAACAAUUUGGCUUUGGAAACUGGGAUGAUGUUUCCAGCCAUGUUGAAAGUAAAACAUCUGCAGAAUGUGAGAACCACUACUUGACAUUUUACGUCCAUGGAAAUAUUGGAAAAGCAACAUUCCCUACAGAUUACAAGUUCAAGGUCACAGAUCAUACGUGUCCUGAUGGAGGUCCACUGUCACCAAGCAUAACCGUUCCUAUUGCUCCAGUAGAAAUGACCAUACAAGAGCAACAGGAAUUGGGUUAUAUGCCUUUCAGGGAUGACUUUGAAAGGGAACAUGAUAAUGAAGCAGAAACACUAAUCAGUGGGAUGUCUAUAACCAAUGAUGAUGAAGAUAUAGACAUUGCAAUAAAAUUAUCUCAGGUAGACAAAUACAGAUUACGAUUACAUGAGAGAGAUAGAAGAAAACAAAUAGCUAGGGAAUAUGAUUUAAUAUCAGCAGCAUCUUCGGGAGGCAGAACACCAAAAUCUGAUAAAUCAAAGAAGAAGUCGAAGGAUGAAAGAGAAUUCCAAGAAAAGAUGAAGGUGUUUUGUCAGUUCCAUCCAGUUUCUGAACAUGAGCAGUGUUUUGAAGAUAUGCAGAAAGAAAAAGAGUUAAAGUCUAGAAUAAAAGAAUUAAUAAGAUAUCGAAGACACGGGUUAAAAAAAUUAGAUGAAAUUGAUGAUUUAGAAGAAAAAAUAUAUAAGAGAGACAAGAAAAAAGAAAACAAGAAGAAGAUGGGCAGCUUUAUACCAGCAAAACGAAACUCAAUGGUGUCAAAAAAAGCAGAAGGAAAGGUAGAAAAAUUAGAUAUACUCAUCGACGACGACGAAGUAAAAGAUGAUGAAGAGGAAGCAGAAGCCAAAGAAAUGACGAUGUUACCAGGAUUUGAUAUGUUGUCCGAGCGAGAGAGAAAGCUAUGCAGCAAUAUUGGUAUGACACCGGCAAACUAUAGUACUAUAAAGACCUGCAUUAUCAAAGAUUAUCUUCAAAGAAGACAAGGUUUACCCGUAAAGAUCCGGUACCCAAGUGGUAUGGAUAAAACUCACCGACGCAAAAUCAUGAGCUUCCUUACGGACAAUGGUUGGAUCGGAGUCACGUGAAAUGUGAUUGUGAAAACUUAGUACACAGUCAAAUGAAGUUCUUUCUCUUGAAUGGAACAGCAGCAGAGAGUGUUCGAGGCAAUCUGUGAUCAACGUAUUAUAUAUUCCAUUGCCGUGUGUGGACCCUCUGAUACAGAAAGGUGGGAUUGUGGAACACAAACAGAAUGCUACAACUGCAUGUAAACACAUCCAGUUUUGUUUCUGUUAGUGGAAGACAUAAUCUGUUGUUGGACAGGUUAUGUUAGUGCAAGGCAUAAUCUGUUUUUGUUUUUUUAAACAGGUUAUCAGUCAUCCCGUGAGUGUGGUAGGUUUUGAAACUUCCAGCUCAGGUUGUUAACAUAAUAGGCUUAUCAUAUUAUCACCGUGAACCAUACUAGAAGAAACAUUUUGCUUUAACCAAUUUUUAAUUUUUAGGUGGCCAAUUAGUGUAAUAGCAGAUUUGGCUACCAAUAGCUUGAAAAUAGUAUUGACCUUUUUUAUUUGUUUUUUUCUGUACUAUUUUCGAUAUUCAUCAUGAAUGAAUGCCUGACUUGUAGUUAUAAAUGUAAGAUGUGGAGGUAGUGUUUUGACUGGCAGUAGGGGGCGGUCUAUCGGCUAAGGUUGUACAGACCCAGCUGACUAGAUAAUGAUUGUGAGGUGAGUUUGAUCAAGGAUUGCAGACCACAGUUGCAGUAGGUACACAGACAUUCUGCUUCAGUAGACCAGCUCGUGCUAAAGUAGUGAAGCUUUGUUGGUUUUGUUUGGUUUUGGGUUUUUUCUGUUUUUACUUGGUGGAGAUCUCUGCAAUAGGUUUUCCAGAUCUGGGCCUUGUUCUACGAAGCAAUCUUAGCACUAAGAUCACCUAGUGUGCAUAACUACCUUAUGGGCCAGACACCAAUUUCAUAAAACAUUGUAUACCUAGUUUAAUACGUAAAAGUAAAUCUGUGACUAAACCACAAUUUGUAUUACUACUAAUAUAGUUUGCAGUUCUUCAUCUUCCCUAGUUACUGAAUAGAUACCAAACAUAUGUAAAUAUACGACAGAUAUAGUGGCUUUCUCAUUAUGCUAUUUGUCGUAGCGACUCGAAUCUUGUGUGUGGGAAGACGUUACAUCAUAAAAUUCCAUGACGUCAAACAAAGCUCGUCAGUUUAAACAUAUUUUGCAGGAAAUGUAUGUACAUACAAAUUUUCUCUGAAAUAAAGAAAACAUGAAUGUUAACAAUUUACUAAUGAUAUUAUGUAACAAAACAAUUAUUGACCACAGCUGGACAAUAAUAGAUUUUAUGGACCCAUGAAAUCUGGACAAAACUGAAUGGUUGAACGGUACGUACAAGACUAAAGUAGUUCCGAUUUAGGUGUUCUCGCAGUACGAUUCCAUCGCAUGCGACAAGUCGGUACGACUAAUUGCAAAAUAAGAACAUCCCUUAUAACUGCUAGUCACAAAUCUAAACUUACAAUGUUUUGUGAAAUUGGUUUCUAGGUUACUAACUGCUAGAAGGUAAUUGAGAGGUGAGUCAGCUUGGUUGCUUGUAAAGUGAGACCCAUGUCAAUAUGUCAAAACUCUUCUGCUUCACAAGUCCACCGAGAUCACUCGGACAAAUGGUGCCAAUAGUAUAUGUGAAUGAUCACUGGUUAAUGUGUGCUAUCGGGCCAUACAACAGAAUUAUAGCUCACUAGUACAGAAGUGUAUGGAAGAUCUAGCUCUAUAAAACAAUUGUUUUGAAGUUUUGCCCCACUAGUACAGAAUUGUGUGGAAGAUAUGGCUCUAUAAAACAAUUGUUUUGAAGUUCUGCCCCACUAGUACAAAAUUGUGUGAAGAUCUGGCUCUAUAAAACAAUUGUUUGGAAAAUCUGCCCCACUAGUAAAGAGUAUUGGCACAUUGGAGAAUUGUUCUGGUCCAGUGAGAUGGAAUUCUGGCUUCUAGUUUAAUACAAUUUAUAUUAAUAAAAUGGUCAGUUUUCUACGAUUUUAAAUUAAAACUCGAGGCAUAUAUUACCAUUUAACAAAGUAAAUGGUUCUGGCUAACUACUGGUUCAGUUCUUCAUCCCAGUAACCUAGUUAUAUGCCUGGCUUCAGGGAGUCGUAUUUCAGUUCAUCUUGUGAUGAAACAAAACCUAUUGGUGUUAAAGCCAUAAAGUUAAAAACCAAAACAAUCUUAUUCAGUGUAACAAAUGGCACUUAAGAACAAUAACUUGAACAAGUUUAAGAAUAAAUUCUUAAGAGUCAUUUGUUAAACUAAAUCAGCUUGUAAUAAAACUUCUUGUUUUAUAUAUCUCUUCAAAAAAAGAGAAAAGUUCUUUGCUUCUCCACAUGAGGGAUGUCUAAGAGUAGUUUUAACAUGUUUUAAUUGGAAUGCGGGGAUAGUGGUUGUUUUAAUCUGAAUUUUAAUUUUUGAUGGGUCCAGAUUUCUUUUCUUUUGCAUAGUUAUUCAAACGGUUUUGAAAAUUGAGUUUUUAAUUGGUAAUUUCACUGAAAAAUAAAAUUGGUUUUCCAUUGGAAAACCUUUUUAUGCAUUUACUACAUUUUAAUGAGGAUGUUUAUUUUGUAUUGUAAAAUAAUUGAAUUUGUUUACAUUUGUUUUUGUUUAUAACUUAUUUUGUUUUAUGUUCUUUCAGUUCUUUGUUAGGUUUCUAUACUGUUAGAAUACUCUAAACAAACAAAAAUAUCACUUUUUAAACAAACUUUUUUAACAGUUACUGUUCUCUUAACUUAUGACUGGUAUCUAUGAUCAGAAUUGCUGUCUAUUAGGUUUGAACUUCUAAAGCCAAGUUCAUAGCCACCUACGAGCCUAGUGUAUUUUGAACAAAUGGUAGCCUAUACACCUUAACAUUCUUUCCAUAUUAGCUGAAAUCUUCGUUUCAUGUUUCUCCUCAUAUCUAAUAAUUUUAUUCAAAGACACUUAAUUUUAGGAGUAAUGAAUACUAUGUGUAAAAUUAUGUUUAAAAUUAAUAAAUGGUAAUAAUAGAAUAGCAGGCGGUAACCACUGACGGUGCCAUUGGCUGUUCCAGAGUUGAUCACAUGUUGAAUGGCAAGAGACCAAUGUUUUAAAAUACCCACCAUACAUUUUUGUAUUUUAAUAAAGUAUGUAUAGAGAGAAAAAAAAUGCGUGAACCCACCAUGCAUUAAAUAAUUACAGUGCCUAUUACCCAAAUAUAGUCACUUUUGGAACAGAGUAUGUACAUGUUUUUUGAAAAAAAUUGAAGAAGUGUUGGUAAAAGUGCCAUUUUUUCUUCUCUUUUUUUUUAUAUAUAUAUGAGCAAACGAGGAAGAUGUGUUUUAUUUAAUUCCACUCAACAUUUUUAUUUUAUUUAUUUUUAUUUAAACAUUAUUUGGUUAAGAACCACACACAUGAGAUAGGAUUUUUUAUAUAAUGGCUGAAUGAAGUACAUACAUGUAUAAAGAUGUUUAAAUUCAAGAUGGUGACAAUAACUGAGUUACUAUCAUCUUUUUCUCAAGAAUGACCAACAGAUUUUUAUCAUUUGCACAUUUUCUUUUUUAACUUUUGUGUGUGUUAUGCUAGGAUCAGACUGUCAUGUCGAAGUUGACCAACUCAACGGUUGCGUUGCAAUUUCCCCAAUUCCCAACAGGUUUGUUCAGAUUAACAACUCAACGGUUGUAGGAGUCGUAAACGUCGAAAAUGGAGUUGUAAGAGAGCUCAAACUAGCAUCUGGACAGUUGUAGAAGUCAUGACUGCAGAAAUGUGGCCAACUUUGUUGUGGCAGUUGAUAGUCUGAAGUUAGCAUUAGACUUUUUCUUUUGACUUCCUGAGUUGGUUCAAAGCCUCCAAGUCUCUUUGUCUUCCGAUCUCUCGGUUAAUGUAUCAUUCAUUGAAAUAGCAUUUUAGAAGCUCUUGGUCAUACAACACAAAUGUGACCUAAGUUUCAAAAGUGGACAGUGCUUUGUAUUGUAGUUGUACAUGUGUGUUAUUUGUAUUGCUUCAGCGGGUGGAAUGGACUAUUUUAGGAUCAAGUGGCAAUGGCUAUUUCUCUCAUUUAAAAUAUGAUUAUUUUUCUAGUCUGCUAAAAAAUAUGAAGUACACUGUUACAAGGCUUAUGAAUGUUUUAUUACUAACUAAAAAAAGUCCUGAAAACUUUUGAAUGGUAUGUGUAUAUCCCAGUUAAUGAAAACUAUUUUAAAUACUUGUUAGUGACAUGUUGGGAGGUUGCCAAAUGAUCAGGUCAUAUUUAUUAGCAACCUGGUCAUUUGUCAUUAAGUGCUAAAUCGCCCAACAUAACACCUAUGUGUAAUAUUUUCAUAGUUAUGAAUUUACACACCCCCCUCCCCCCACUGGUUAUGACUAUACUAUGAGGUAAUAAAAAAUAAUUAUUAGUUACAAAUUUGGAUUGUCAAUGUAUUACACAUUGUAAGAAAUAUUGUUUAGUAUAUACAAUAUUCAGGCCUCUGAGAAAUGAAAAUCUUGGUGACCCAUUUAUCAAUUACACAGAAAUAAAUCCAGGUAACCUAUUGCCUUUUUGUGUAACUCGUUAUAUCCAAGUAAAUGGCAAUCCAAAUUUUGCGCGAAAAAAAAAUAGGUUAUGCAAAAUUAGAUGUGUGUGAGAAAAACACAUGAACGAAAUUAUCGUUCUCGCAAUUGUCAGAGGCCUUAUUUUUUUUUACAUGAAAUAUACAGGCAUGUUUAACUUGUAGUCUUGGUCAUCCGAUGAAUCUCAAUGCUUUCCAGUCACAGGUUCUUGGAACUAUCUAAUGAAAUCACUUAAAUGAGUUCACAUCAAAAUAUAAAUUAGUUUUUUUCUCUUGUGAAGCCCUGGCAUUGUAUAACACUUACUUGAUGGCUUGUGAUACUUCUGUUUUAGUAGUAGUCCUGUUUUUCACAAAAACUUUGUUACACCAUCGAGUGAACUAUUUACAAUGGCACUAAUGAAAUAAUGCUGAUGCAAGAUAUUCAAAGAAGUAAUAACCUUUCUAACAUUUUAUGUUUGAUAAUAUUGAUGGUGGGUUUUUUUGUUUGUUGGGGAGGAGGGGUAAGCAUAUAGCUUCACUCCUAUGAAAGAUAAGUGUCAUAGAAUGCUGUGUUACUUUUUUGUGCACGUUUUGUGUGAAAACCAUGUGAAAUUCUGGAUAUGUAACCAAAUGUAAUAUAUUGUGUAUACCGUGUGACAGUUCUCAACAGGAAAGUGCUUCGUGUGUAUGAAUGUCUUGUUCAUAUAAUAUCUGUGUUUUGUUUCUUUGUUACUUCAUCAAUGCUCGGUGUACAAACAGAACAUCAUCCUUGGACACUUUUUUCCAUUUUCAUCACGUGACUGAAGUAGCAUUCCCACAUCUUGUAGUAACAUGCUUCACUACGGAAAUACUCCAACAUCAACAUGAAACACUACAUAUUGUCUUUAAACUUUAUAUUUAUCAAAUAAAUGUUCAGUUUUA
This is a messenger RNA of Gigantopelta aegis, 6804 nucleotides long. RefSeq names its product transcriptional adapter 2-beta-like. Gene Ontology annotation, molecular function: chromatin binding; zinc ion binding; transcription coactivator activity. Gene Ontology annotation, biological process: regulation of transcription by RNA polymerase II; chromatin remodeling. The transcript has 17 exons. The record is from RefSeq and is a predicted model, not a curated record. Bases 128 to 1444 code for a protein of 438 amino acids. Lineage: Eukaryota; Metazoa; Mollusca; Gastropoda; Neomphalida; Peltospiridae. Gene Ontology annotation, cellular component: SAGA-type complex; nucleus.